Molecule: messenger RNA, 1521 nt
Organism: Cercocebus atys (sooty mangabey)
Lineage: Eukaryota; Metazoa; Chordata; Mammalia; Primates; Cercopithecidae
Biological process (GO): proteolysis
Molecular function (GO): serine-type endopeptidase activity
Source: RefSeq, a predicted model, not a curated record
AUGGAUAUUAGCACAGAAAACUGGGGACAGGCGAGCACCCAUUUACUGGAGAUGGUGUCAAAUGUGGACUUGGUCACAGGGAACAGGGCAAAGCUGAGAUGCCUGAACAGAGAAGAGACAAGAUCUCAGGUAUGCUUUACCAUAGAAUUUUAUGUGAUGGCGGUAGAAUAUGGGCAUGAACAGGAAUACAGAGCAAUUGUUAGUAUCCAGAACAAUUGUUUAUUUGCUACCUGUAUUUUAACUCUCCGACAAUUGGUAACAGACAAGCUCGUUCUAACAUUGGCUUGGCGGGCCAAAAAGAUGAGUCCACAUCUGGCUCGUGGUCACGGCGAUUUUCCCUCAGACUUGUAUUACCUCCAGUCUCUCAGGAAACUACAGACCAUCAGUCAGCAAUGUAAAGAGGACGAAGAAAAGCCAGCUGACAAUCGAGCUCGCAACCCAGUCAGCGCUAGGAGGUUCUCCAGCACUGACCUUCUCCGUCACAUCCUCUCAUCCCCCGACAUCUUCUUCGAGCCUCAUGCUUGUCACAAGAUCGUCCCUAGGAAAGGGGGCACCAGGACCUUGGUUUGGUCUGUGCCACUAUCUUUCACCCACAUCAGACACGGCUCCCAGCAAUGCCGUAUAUAUUUGGGUCUUGAUAAGGACUCGUUUGAAGACUGCUCUCUUCUCAUCUCUCUUCUGCCCAUAAUUAGUGUUUCCACAGCUGUUCCUGACAAGAACACUUGGACUAAAGAUUGGGACAGUUUACAGCUUAAUCAACUUGUCUGCUCCUGGCGAGAUCAGUCUGCCAUGAAGGGUUUUCUCAUCGUCGCUCUCUUGAGUGCAGCUGGAGCUGUUCUGGCUAAAGACUCUAAAGAUAAUCAGGAAUCAUCAUACAAUUUUACUAUUCCUUACAUGGUCUAUCUUCAGUCCUUCCCAGAACCCUGUGUGGGGUCUCUCAUUCAUCCUGACUGGGUAUUGACAGCUGCCCACUGCCCCUUACCUGUUGAAAUCCGACUGGGAGUUUCUCAACCUAGCAUCACAAAUAAGAAACAACAGAUACGAAACUAUUCAUCGAUUGUGACCUACCCUGACUUUGAUGCAAAAUCCUUGAACAAUGACCUAAUGAUGAUCAAACUGUCAACGCCGGCUUCACUCAACCCCCAUGUGGGGACUAUAGCCAUAGCCUUGGAACCCAUUCCAUUUAAUGAGUCCUGCUUUAUUCCAACCUGGACCUGGAAUGAAUAUAAAAACCUCAGUGAUCCUGACAUCCUGACAUGGAUCAACCAACAUUCUCUUCCAUUCCAUGACUGUCAGGAUAGACUCAAAGAAGAACAGGCAGGAAACAUCAUUUGUGUGGGACACCCUCUAAGGAUCCUAUCUGAAAACAAGGAAGUUUCGGCAGCCCCAGCCAUCUGCAAUGGGAGGUUGCAUGGAAUCUUGUCCUGGGCAGAAGGAAGCGUCACCCUAGGAAGUGAAGGAUUCUUCACAGAUGUUCAUCACUAUGCAAGAUGGAUCUUGAAAAUUAUGGAUACCCACUGA